AUGACCGCCGAUGACGUGAGGAAAGUGUUGACACAACUGGCCGUCAAGUCCGAGAGUAAAGUGAUUGUGGUUUUGGGCAAUAAUCCCACAAUUCAUACCCGGAUCAUUCAAAAUGCACCCGAUAUGCUCAUUAAAAAUUUUGUUUGGAUUGGCGGCCAGUCAUGGCUGGAAAGUGUCAACAAAUCCCUGUCCACUGAGAGCGCAAACACCGGUAACACAACCACAGCCUCGAGACUACCCCUCAAUGUAAUGGCCGUCCAAACGGAGACAUACAGUGACCCCCACUUCGCCUCAUAUUUGUCGCAAAUAUCGCCAUUGGAUUCAAACGCCAUUCCCUCGCAAUGGUUGCACCAGUACUGGCAGUCCAGGUUUGGCUGUCAUUUACCCCAUUCCCCGGUCACUGACACCCGAUUCGAGCGCAUGUGUACGGGAGAGGAAAGCCUACCGGCCGGGGAUCUCAUGAAAUCGCCUCACAUUCAGCGCACAAUAGCUUUAGUCAACGGUAUAUCCCAUGGGAUUAAGAGGUUUCUGGGGGACAAGUGUCCGAAAAAUAGUCACGAAAUGGAGUCCAUAGACGACUGUCCGGAUAACCCACGGAAAGGGCUCCGGGAGUACAUCCUUACGGAACUUAAUGGCGAAAAGUAUAACGAAAAACAAAAUGAGAUACAAAUGAAUGGCUUUUUGAACACAUUUCUCGUGUGGCAACGGAUUAACGGCUCAAAAGUACCGGUGCUUAAGAGUCUGGACAACAACUCCCGUUCCCCUCUCAAGUCAGGGGACAGUUAUCCACUGAUUAAAGCUAAUUGUGUCCGAAAUUGCGACAAAUGUGUCAAACAGUUUGAGGCCAAUAGUGAAUGGCUUAUGGCGGCUGAAAACCAAUACCGGCCCCCAAUGGUUGUCCACUUAAGGCGGACAUGGAGUCUGUUGGCAGCCGUGGUGUCAGCCCUGGGUGUGGUAUCGGUGCUCAUUUGUGUCAUAUAUUUUUUGCUGGUAUUCCCGGUAGCCGUGGGUACGACUGUAUUGGGCUAUCAGAUACUGUUCGGCCUAUUCAUGGCUUAUACGACAAACUUUGUGUUUCUCAUACCUGUGUCCACAUCCGUGUGCGCUCUCCGGCGGUUAGGUCUGUCCCUCUCGUACGCCAUAAUAAUUAGCGGCCUAUUAGUGAAAGUGUUAAACACGUGGCGACUAAUGGUCAUCAAAAACCAAUCACAACCCCUACGGCUGUCCUCCCCUACGGCACUGGUGUUCAUAUCGGGGGGACUGGUAUUCCUGCAGCUCAUACUCACCACAAUAUGGCUGUUCAGUUACGCCCCACACCCGGGCCUAUACGACGGCCUCUGGAAGUGUUCGCCAAACAAGUCUUACGCCCCACACCCGGGCCUAUACGACGGCCUCUGGAAGUGUUCGCCAAACAAGUCGUUUGUUUUGUGGGACUCAGAGAUAAUUGUCUCACUUUUAUAUGUCAUUCAAUUACUACUCAUUACCCUAUUCUUCGCCGCCCUUACCUUCAAGUGCUACGACCAGAACCGGGAGCCCAGGUUUAUCAUGGCCUGUGCCCUGUGCACCAUUGCUGUCUGGGUCACCUGGCUCAUUGUCGAGUCGGGCAAUGCCGACCCCUCCCUGUCCAUAGUCUGUGCCAAUUCAGUGAACGCCUCACUCGUCAUGUCUUUACUAUAUUUCCGGAAAUUAUAUUUAUUUUCCAAAAUCUCGCGUAAAAUCCGAAGAGAGAGACAAAUGAAGACUCGGUUACCGCACGAGCCGUUCGCCGACCGACAGCACCAGAUAUACGGAGCCCUAAAGUCGGGAUCCAUAAGCGGUCGCAUGGACUGGAUGUGUGGGUCCGGCGAUUUGGACGGCACGGGAGGGGACGGGACCCUAAGGACGGCCACUCGAGCGCCGUUUGAACGCGACUACAACGACGACAACAUAUCCUCGUGCGGGUCCGUCAAGUCCAGUGCCUCGGCUCAGGUCCAGUGCACAGACCUCUACCCCAUGGAGGUCUACGACGGGGGCUCACAGUUCGCACCCCUUUCCUCACUCUUCUCUCACACCAACAUCUAUGGCAUCAUCGAUGACACCCCGACCCAUACCACCCGUCACUGA
Messenger RNA from Oppiella nova, 2103 nucleotides. Lineage: Eukaryota; Metazoa; Arthropoda; Arachnida; Sarcoptiformes; Oppiidae. The record is from the annotation of a GenBank genome assembly.